Trichoplax adhaerens is the source of this 468-nucleotide messenger RNA. RefSeq lists its product as uncharacterized. The record is from RefSeq and is a predicted model, not a curated record. Gene Ontology annotation, biological process: riboflavin biosynthetic process; FMN biosynthetic process. Bases 1 to 468 code for a protein of 155 amino acids. Lineage: Eukaryota; Metazoa; Placozoa; Uniplacotomia; Trichoplacea; Trichoplacidae. Gene Ontology annotation, molecular function: riboflavin kinase activity. Gene Ontology annotation, cellular component: mitochondrion. The transcript has 4 exons.
AUGACAGGAAUACUUGCAAAGUUGCCUGCCUAUGUAAAAGGAACGGUGGUCAAAGGCUUCGGUCGAGGCAGCAAAGAGUUAGGGAUUCCAACAGCGAACUUUUCGGAAAAUGUAAUGGAAUCAUUAGCUGGAGAUACUGGAAAUGGAAUAUAUUUUGGCCUAGCGGCGGUUGAUGACAGUCCGGUUCAUAAAAUGGUAAUGAGCAUUGGCUGGAAUCCAUACUAUAAAAAUACCAAAAAGACCAUGGAGGUACAUGUAAUUCAUGACUUUGAAAAUGAUUUCUAUGGUUCGGAGCUACGGGUUAUUGUACUAGGACACAUUAGACCAGAAAAGGAUUUUUCUUCCCUAGACCAGCUUAUUGCCGAAAUACACAAUGAUAUCAGAAUUGCAAAAAGUAGAUUAGAAGAACCAACUUUCAAAGCAUACUAUGAAGAUCCAUUUCUGACUAAGAACUCUACGAAUAAAUAG